Alternaria atra is the source of this 330-nucleotide messenger RNA. RefSeq lists its product as uncharacterized. The transcript is spliced from 2 exons. The record is from RefSeq and is a predicted model, not a curated record. Lineage: Eukaryota; Fungi; Ascomycota; Dothideomycetes; Pleosporales; Pleosporaceae. Bases 1 to 330 code for a protein of 109 amino acids.
AUGCGGCGAUGGGACGACCCGGUGGACGACGAGACAGCUGCAGACGAGGACCUGAACAAGACCAGUGAGAAGCAGAGAGUAGUUAUCAUUGACACCUUCGAAAAUCUUUGGUGUGCUCCGGGUACGCAGGCCAGCUCACACCCGGACAAAGCCCACAUGUUCCCCACUCAUUCAACGACGGAAUCCAGGAUACCCCCAAAGAACGGCACAAAAGAGAAAGGUGAUGUGCAAAUAGAUUUCAAUGCAGAGCGCGGCGAAGAGGGAGUCCAUGACAAAGGCCUCACCAUCAACAAUGUCUUCAAGGUUACCAAGUGUAUCAAGGUGGUCUGA